Messenger RNA from Actinia tenebrosa (Australian red waratah sea anemone), 2523 nucleotides. RefSeq lists its product as uncharacterized. Gene Ontology annotation, cellular component: plasma membrane; cell-cell junction. Gene Ontology annotation, molecular function: cell adhesion molecule binding. NCBI's taxonomy places the organism in Eukaryota, Metazoa, Cnidaria, Anthozoa, Actiniaria, Actiniidae. Gene Ontology annotation, biological process: cell-cell adhesion. The record is from RefSeq and is a predicted model, not a curated record.
CUAUAGAGAUAAUUCCACCCUAUCCCAGGAAUGAGAUAGCAAUAGAAGGAGAUUCAUUGGCGAUAUCCUGYAUAGCGARAGACACUUCAGGAUACCCAAGUAAAGUCAUCUUCACCAGACGAAGCCGCGUAGAUCAUUAYACUUACGAGGAAAUCCAAAACAGUCCUCGAGUUUACGUGACCAAUACAACUCGGAACGAUACACACGGUUUAACGCGAACUGCAGUCCUCCAUAUCGAGUCAGCACAGCCUUCAGAUCACUCCAGCCUUGCACCAUACCAGUGUUGGGCUUAUCCUUCAAUACCUGGCGGCAAGGAACCCGAAAAACAUGUAUUUACUAUAUAUGUCAUAUCAAAGAGUGAUCUACCUAGAGCAACUGUAACAGGUGCAAAUGCAACACUUGGAGGUCCUGCUAACUUGACUUGUGAUGUAACGUAUCCUGGUAACCAGUACAAGGCACCACUCGAGAGACUAGCAUGGGUCAAGAACACCAAGACUAUCAGUGAGAAUGGUUCCACUACUAUCGAUCCUUUGAUUCUCACUACUGUGUCAGCCAGAGAUGGAGGAGUUUACACUUGCAUGGCUGUAGUGAAACUACAAGGAUUAAAAGCUGUCAAUAUAUCUUUGGGAACAGCCAUACUCACGAUAAGAGUGCAGUUUUUUGAAGCUCCAACGRAAGUAGUGGGUACUGAGGGGGGUAGGGUGGUGAUGGAAUGUCCAGCUGAAGGCUAUCCACUGAACAUUACAUGGUUGAGGAGGUUGAACAAUGGAACUCAAGUCGUUUUGAAAGAUGCAAUCAACAUUACAAUGGCUGAACAGUACGUAGUUACCAGGCCCUGCUCAUACUGUCGAUAUAAACUGACCAUCAGCAACGUUCGAUCCCAUGAUGCUGGGCGGUAUGUGUGUAAAGCAAACGAAGGCGGACAACAUCAUUUUGAUCUGUUAAUGUCAGAAUCAUCAGGUUGUGUUGGUGUCAUGGUGAACUUCCACACUGUUCUUAUUGGUGUACUGGCUGGGCUCAUGUUGAUCUUGUAGACUCACAUGAUUAACAUUUGUAAAGCAAUACAGUUAUUCAGUAGUCACGCAACAAUGAAUGUAGACAUACUGUUAUAUGAAGAAACCAAAAUGUCAAAGUUUUGAUUUCACUUGGACUAUUUUGACGACGCCUGUUAAGUAUUGACCUGUAUGUCGUAGCAGAAACGGCAUGACAUUACAAAUAGAUUUUGAUGAAGAGAGGUUUACGCGCUUUUCACAACCUUUUCAGUAGUGUGUGACUAUCAGUUACUAGUUGGUCUACAAUUCUUGUUAAAAGUAGCUAGUGAUCAUAUGUUGUUAGUAGGUCAGUGAAUGAUCCAAUAAGUAGUAGUAAAGGGGGGGUUCUGGCACAAUUUUGUCCUGGGAUAAAAUUAUGGGAUUAUAUGACCGGAUUCUAUGCUUGGAUUCUAUGCUUGGAUUCUAUGCUUGGUUUCCAAAUUCUAGGAAAUUUUUAAACAACAUUGUUAUAUUGCGUGACAUCAUUUGGACAAGUCUAGACAUGUCUAAUGGUAUGAGAUUCCAGGUGCGUUUACUCUUUGCAAAAAAAUUAUAUCUAUAAGUAUAUAAAGAGAUGACACAUCAUAAAAUUAUAAUGACAGAGAUAGCACAAAAUAUAAUAAUUAUCAACGGAAAAUCUUAUACAAUUCAUCCGGUUUAUGAUCUAUAUGCUGCUAGUGAAGAUGGGUAUGUUUUGAAUAUAAUUAAAAAAAAUCCUUCGAAAGGGAAUAUUCAUCAUACUGGGUAUUUAAGGGUUACUGUUAGAAAGCAUGGUGAAAGUAGGCAAAAAAAAAAUUUGAUACACCGAUUCAUCUGGGAAUGUUAUAAUGGAUUAAUCCAAGACGAUAAAGUUAUUGAUCAUAUCAACGAUAUAAAAGAUGAUAAUAGAUUGAAUAAUUUACAACUAGUAACACAACAACAGAAUUGUAAAAAAUCUGCUGAAAACAGAGACUAUUCAUUUGCAGCUACGAAUCAUCGAAAUAAGAAAUGUGUAAAAGCUACUAACUGUGAUACAAAUGAAGAAACAUUUUAUAAUAGUAUGUAUGCCGUUCAACAGCAUUUAGGAAUUAACGCCGGUAUUGUUAAAAUGUGUGCUGAAGGGAAGAACCGUUUUAAAAGUGGUAUAUCUAAGAAGGAUGGUCAGAAAUAUAAAUUCAAUUAUAUACCAAAGGAAGACCUACCGGAAAAUUAUAAAAAGUCUGCUAACAAACGUCCGAAUAGGAAGGGGAAUAAGGAUAGUCAGAAAUAAUUAAUAUAUUUGACUACCAUAAAAAUAGUAGUGAUAACAGCAUAAUAUUUAUACUGUGAUUAUUUCACACAUUAUAAAUAAGAGCUAUUAUUUUAUGUGUUUAACACCACAACUGUGUUGGUCUAUCGAAACAUAUACCAAGCUAAGCCAGCCACACCAACAGUAAUAACCGCUAGAUUAGUUUCAUGUUUUUCUGAUGCUGGUGAGGGUUUAAUGACGGGUUUAUUAAAAUUAUUAGAUGUA